This is a messenger RNA of Ctenocephalides felis (cat flea), 533 nucleotides long. Its product is annotated as HSPB1-associated protein 1-like. NCBI's taxonomy places the organism in Eukaryota, Metazoa, Arthropoda, Insecta, Siphonaptera, Pulicidae. The record is from RefSeq and is a predicted model, not a curated record. Gene Ontology annotation, molecular function: 2-oxoglutarate-dependent dioxygenase activity. The coding region runs from base 78 to 533 and encodes 151 amino acids. The transcript is spliced from 2 exons.
CUUUGUAAAUGAUUAGAGCUCUUUCAGUUUCACUCUUUUAGUGCACAUAAUUAUAUUUUAUUCGACAAUUUGCGAAAAUGGAAGAACAAUCAGAAUCCAUAAAUAUAAAAAAUCUUCUCAAAUCUCGAAAACCAAUAUUAUUUAAAAACUACAUAAAUUCAUGGCCGAUUAUAAAGUUCACGAUGGAAGACUGGUAUACAAAAUUCAAAGGAAAAAUAUUACCGAUUCGUAUUGGGCACAAAAAGCAUUAUACACAACAAUGGGAGCGAUCAUGCAAAAUUGUUGACAUGAAUUUCAAAGAUUUCAUAAAAGAUUUUCAGGAUUCAGAAGAUAAAUGGGGAUAUUUUGAUUAUAAACAUAUGAAUACAUGGUUUGAAGAAGAUAUGAGCAAUAUGUUUGAUUGGAAGAUUUUUGGUGUUGAAGAAAUUGGUUGUCGAGAUAGUACAUUGUGGAUAGGUACGCCUGGUGCCCAUACCCCGUGUCAUUAUGAUGCUUAUAGUUUUAACUUGGUAGCACAAAUCUCUGGACGGUGA